Molecule: messenger RNA, 1457 nt
Organism: Pantherophis guttatus
Lineage: Eukaryota; Metazoa; Chordata; Lepidosauria; Squamata; Colubridae
Gene: XKR9
Product: XK related 9
Cellular component (GO): membrane
Source: RefSeq, a predicted model, not a curated record
AUGUUUCAUUCUACUAAGAAAAACAUUUUGAAUUGUUUUACCUGCAAUGAAGUGGUCAGUCAUGAAAAACAACAAAAAAGAUUUACUAAGGUAGAUUUUUUAAUUAUUCUUUUUGGGCUUGUGGUUUAUACAUUUGAUAUUGGAACAGAUCUCUGGACGGCAAAGAACUUUUUGUGUGAAGGCCAGUACUUGAAAGGUAUCCUAAUACUGUCCACAGGACUGUUUUCAUCAAUAAUUAUUCAGUUUUUCAGUUGUACCUGGUUUAAAGAAGAUGAAACUGAAAAGCUUGCUUGGACGUUUUAUUUAUUACAUUCUUUAUAUGGUGGAUUAUUUACAAGAUACUAUUUCACAUUAAAACAUGGCUAUCGGGCUGCAUUUAUAUCAAACAGUUCCACCAACUACAACUUAUGCUUCAGUGCAAUGGCCGAUAUAAGUAUGCUUCAGCUAUUUAAAGCCUUCUUGGAAAGCACCCCCCAGCUUAUCCUUCAGAUCCACAUUGUGAUGGCAUCUGACGAUUCUACUUUUUCUCAAUAUGUUUCCAUCGCUUUGUCUUUCUGCAGCAUUUCCUGUGCAACAGUGAACUAUCAGAUAAUUUUGCGAAAAUCUCUGCCUGAUAAAAAUGAAUUUAGUGGGGUAGUUUGCAAACUUAUAUAUCUUUUCUAUAAACUCAUGACAUUAACUUCUUGGAUACUUACCAUUGUCUUACUCUCAAUGUUGAGCAUUAUAGGUUCUAUUGUUCUGCUACUUAUUCUUUGGUUUGUGAAUCUAAGCUGGGUGAUAAAGCAAAACACUGAAUUUUGUAAAUUUAAAGUAACAGAAUCUGUUUACAGGUUGAUUGUGGCAAUCAUUCUUAUUUUUACCUUUUUUAAUAUCAAGGGAGAAAACACAGCAAUUGUCCAGACUGUUUAUUAUGUUUUUCGAAUAAUUGUAACUGUAAUUAUACUGUGCAUAUGUGGGUACUGGAAAUCAUUACUUGAUGAAAAAAUAUAUUUGUCAACAUUGAUUAUUGUAGCUGUGAUCUUCCUAAUAUUAGGUAUUAUUUUUCUUAUUAUAUAUUAUAUUCAUUUUCAUCCUAAUAUUUAUUGCACACAAGAUGAAAUCGAUGGACUAGAAGUAGAAAGAGUAGAACCCUGCAGAUUUAGUAAAUUUCUGAUACAAUAAAGGAUGCUAGAUUUGGCUUUCAAAAAUAUGUAUGAUUGUUAGAUGGCAAUAUAUCAUUUUGGAAACUUUUAAUUCUCUGCUUCCACUAACUUUUGCAACCCUGACCUAACAGUCCUACUUGUGCAUACAGUAGUGGCCAAAAUUGUUGAAACCUUUUGGGAAAAGUUUAUUUUUGAGGUUUUUUUGGAAUAGUAUCAUAAAAUUAUAUAUCAAUGGAGAGAUAAUUUAAUCAAGAAUGUAAUGCAACAAAGUUUGUUCAGUUAUCUGUAUUCUAUAAAAAGUUAUAGCCAAAUAAC